UGUGUGACUGAAGCGUUUUCUUUUCACUUGACUGUACGCUUUGCAAAAUUGUCCUUGGAGCAGCCACAGGGUUGUCCCGAUGCAAGAGUGAUGUAGUGAUUGCUGUGAAAGAUUAUUUUAAAAGCCAAAUAAGUGAAAAUGCUAAGUGUUUUUUUUAAAGAUCCAAAUGAUUGAUCUUGAAUUACUCAGUUCUUCACUGUGCAUUUAAAUAUGUCUAACUCAGUUCCUAAUUUUAGCUCUUAUUUCUGACUGAAGGUUCAUUCUACUGGAGAAAUGGAAGAGGUGAACGACACUCAAGUGUCUGAUUUCAUUCUCUUAGGAUUCUCGGAGUCUCCCAAAGUCAAGCUACUCUUGUUUGUGCUCUUCUUGCUGAUUUACCUUCUGACCCUGACAGGAAACAUGAGUAUGAUUGUGCUGAUCCAGAGAAAUGUCUUCCUGCAGUCUCCCAUGUACUUUUUCCUCGGCAACCUUUCCUUCAUUGAUAUCUGCUACUCUGCCAUUAUCAUCCCCAGGCUGCUGUAUGAUCUCCUUACAGACAGCAAGUUGAUCUCGUACACUGCCUGUGCAAUUCAGAUGUGGUGCUUCACCCUGUAUGCCACCACAGAGUGCUACCUUCUAGCUGCCAUGGCUUAUGAUCGCUUUGUUGCCAUCUGUAACCCCCUGUUUUAUCCUGUUGUCAUGUCCAGAAAGGUCUGUCUACAGCUGGUGGCUGGCUGCUAUCUGGUAGGCCUAGUGAAUGCCUCUGUCCACGCCAGUGGCAUAUUUAGGCUGUCUUUCUGUGGCCCCAAUGAUAUCAGCUCCUUUUUCUGUGACAUCCCUCCUUUGCUGCGGCUCUCCUGUUCAGACAACUAUGUUUCCAAGGUGGUUCUCUUUGUUCUGUCCACUUUUGUCGUGGUCGCAAAUGCAGUGAUAGUUCUCAUCUCCUAUUCUUAUAUCAUUUCCACCAUCCUGAGGAUGCAGUCCUCCACAGGUAGGCAGAAGACUUUCUCAACCUGUGCUUCGCACUUGGCUGCCGUUGUGUUGUACUAUGGGUCCUUAACGUUCAUGUAUGUACAACCUGGAGGUCUUGAGGCUGUGGAACAGGAUAAAAUAGUGUCAGUCUUCUAUACAAUUGUGAUACCCAUGCUUAACCCUGUGAUCUACAGUCUGAGGAAUGAGGAGGUGAAAAAAGCCUUAAAGAAAAGGCUAUGCAAGAGAAACUUUGUUCAGCAGCUGAAGUUGUGA
Pogona vitticeps (central bearded dragon) is the source of this 1224-nucleotide messenger RNA. Its product is annotated as olfactory receptor OR9H1-like. The record is from RefSeq and is a predicted model, not a curated record. Gene Ontology annotation, molecular function: G protein-coupled receptor activity; olfactory receptor activity. Gene Ontology annotation, cellular component: membrane. Gene Ontology annotation, biological process: G protein-coupled receptor signaling pathway. NCBI's taxonomy places the organism in Eukaryota, Metazoa, Chordata, Lepidosauria, Squamata, Agamidae.